Echinops telfairi (small Madagascar hedgehog) is the source of this 972-nucleotide messenger RNA. Its product is annotated as olfactory receptor 1J4-like. The transcript is spliced from 2 exons. Gene Ontology annotation, cellular component: membrane. Gene Ontology annotation, biological process: G protein-coupled receptor signaling pathway. Bases 1 to 972 code for a protein of 323 amino acids. Gene Ontology annotation, molecular function: G protein-coupled receptor activity; olfactory receptor activity. NCBI's taxonomy places the organism in Eukaryota, Metazoa, Chordata, Mammalia, Afrosoricida, Tenrecidae. The record is from RefSeq and is a predicted model, not a curated record.
AUGAGAAGGGACAACCAGAGCAGCGUGUCGGAAUUCCUCCUCCUGGGGCUCCCCAUCCGGCCAGAGCAGCAGGGCGUGUUCUUCGCCCUGUUCCUGGCCAUGUACCUCACCACAGUGCUGGGGAACCUGCUCAUCAUCCUGCUCAUCAGGCUGGACUCUCACCUGCACACCCCCAUGUACUUCUUCCUCAACCACUUGGCCCUCAGUGACAUCUCCCUUUCAUCUGUCACGGUCCCAAGGAUGCUGAUGAACAUGAAAACUCACCACCACUCAAUCUCCUAUAUCGGGUGCAUUCUGCAGGUGUACUUCUUCAUACUCUUUGCGUGUGUUGAUAACCUCCUUCUUGCAGUGAUGGCCUAUGACAGGUAUGUGGCCAUCUGUCACCCUCUGCACUAUACCACAAUAAUGAGGGGUGAUCUUUGUCUCUUCCUAGCGGCUGGAUGCUGGCUCCUCUCUUGUGCCCAUGGUCUGUUGCACACCCUCCUCAUGGUCCAGUUGUCCUUCUGUGAGGAGACUACCAUCCCCCAUUUCUUUUGUGACCUUGCUGCUGUGAUCAAGGCCUCUUGCUCAGAUGCCUCUCUCCAUGAGCUGGUCAUCUUCACUGAGGGAGGAUUGUUCUUCAUCGUGCCACUCAGUAGCAUCUUUGGCUCAUAUAUCUGCAUGGUAGUCACCAUCCUGAAGGUUCUCUCCAUCAAGAGAAUCUCCAAAGCCUUGUCCACUUGUGGUUCCCACCUCGUUGUGGUGUCUUUAUACUAUGGGACACUGGCAGGGGUUUACUUUUUCUCCUCAUCAGGCACAGCCCAAGACAAGGAUGCAAUAGCUUCUGUCAUGUACAUGGUGGUGCUAACGAUCAUUAGGGCACAAAGCCAUGAGACCAACGGCGAAGACUCAAGUAGCAGCUUGGACCAUACGAAUUGCCGCAGAUCACCAGAAGAUGGGGAAUCACCAUCUGAUUCAGACGUGCAUCUCUAG